Molecule: messenger RNA, 2914 nt
Organism: Pseudomassariella vexata
Lineage: Eukaryota; Fungi; Ascomycota; Sordariomycetes; Amphisphaeriales; Pseudomassariaceae
Product: LIM-domain binding protein-domain-containing protein
Exons: 4
Coding region: 425-2872 (815 amino acids)
Biological process (GO): negative regulation of transcription by RNA polymerase II; positive regulation of transcription by RNA polymerase II
Cellular component (GO): nucleus; transcription regulator complex
Source: RefSeq, a predicted model, not a curated record
GCACGUCUUUUGCGAUCGCCGCCGCUUGCUCACGACUGCCGCUCGAUAUCACGACCACGACCACGCGCGACAGGCACUGCCACCCCGAUUUUUUUACCAAAGACGACACGAUACCACUUGUCGCGCGCACUGCGACAGCUUCCUUCGUUCAUCUUGACCGAUGGACCUAACGUUACGCAAUUUAUGCAUCUGAUUGUCUCGAUUGUCACUCUGUGGACAUCUGCGAUAACAACCGCGCAUCACGCCGUCCGCUCGAGUCGAACGACAUCGCGAGACCCAAUUGUUGCGACUCGCGAGUGCAGGGCCGCCGCGACAAUCCCCUCCAGCACCGCCCUUGACACCAUAAUUUGAGCAACGUAUGAGAUAGCGCGAACGAUUGAGCGUCGAUAUCCACGUGGGUGGGUAAUCGACGAACCGACCAGAGAUGAUGGGCAGUAUGCAACCCGGGCAAUUCCAUCCAGGAAUGCAACAACACGUCCAUCCCGGGCACCCAAUGGCCCCGGGUAUGGCUCACAAUCCAAGUCAGCCAGGAGCUCAGCCGGGCAUGCCACCCCAAAUGGGCCACAUGGUGUCUGGACCUGGAGGACAAUUCAAUCCAGCCGUUAUGGCUAUGCAGGGCGGUAAUCCUCAAGCGCACGCGAUGCAGCAUCUCAACCCCCAACAAUUUUCUAUGACACCACAACAACAGAUGGCCAUGAGUGCCAACCCCGCGAUGAUGGCGCAAAUACGACAACAACAGCUCCAGCAGCAACAGCAGCAGCAGCAGCAUCAGCAGAGACAGGCGCUGAUGGCACAGCAGGGCAUGUAUGUUCCAAAUGGUAUGCCAAUGGGCGCUGGGGGUAUGGGUGGGAUGAAUGCAGCGCAGUUCGCGGCUAUGAGAAGUAACCCCCAAAUGAUGAGACAAGUCGGUCUACCCCAGCAUCUCCAGCAGGGGCAUCUUGCUCAUCAAGGACAGCAAUCCAUAACGCCGCAGCAGGCUCAGAUCAUGCAACUCAUGGCUCAACAGCAGGCUGCGAACAACCAACAUGGUAACCAGUCUGGGCAUCCACAACUCACGCCACAGCAGAUGCAACAAAUGCAACAUGCGCAACAGGCCCAUAUGGCUGCGUCUAUGCAAGCGCAAGCGCAGCAGGCACAAGCCCAGGCUCAGCACGCCCAGGCAGCACAAGCCCAUAAUCAACAAGCUCAGCAGCAACAACAGCAGCAGCAACCGCAACAGCAGCAGCAGGCUCAGCAACAGGCUCAGCAACAGGCUCAGCAGCAGGCUCAACAGCAGGCUCAGCAGCAGGCUCAGCAGCAGGCUCAGCAGCAGGCCCAGCAACAGCAACAACAGCAACAACAACAACAAAACCAGGCGCAACCAGGUCAACCCCAGCCUCAACCCCAACAAGGCUCUCAACAGGCCCAGCCGACCACACAAGCUCCUCAACGAGCGCCUACGCCCGCUGGCACUCAACCCAACCAACCACCAAACCAGCCUCAAAACCCCGCGCAGCCAGUCCAACCUGGACAGCAAGGACAAGGACAGGCUGGCCAGCAGCAGCAGCAUGCGCAGCAGGCCCAAUCUCAACAGCCGAAUCCACAGCUCUUGCAGGCAGUAUCGCAGCAGCACAUGGCGAACAGCAUCCAACAAAUGCAACAACAGCAACGGCAAAUGCAGCAGAAUGCUGAGGAUAUCAAGGGUCAAUGCAUACUGAAACUCGAUCAGUUCAAGGCUCACCUGAGUUCUUUCCCGGCACAUAACACGAGGGAUGACUUUCCAUACUGGCAGGAAUUUGUACAAAUGUUCUUCGCCCCAGUAGGAGUAUUCCGCUACUCUUUGCUCAUCAAAGAUAGCAAUGGCGAACAGACAGACAAGCAGUACGAGAUGCCGUACGCUGCGUUGCCGAGAUUUCUUCAUUCCGUAUUCUUGAGUGGGUGCGAACGGUUGCAGCUGGUCGCGGACCACAAUAUGGACAAGCAUCUACCCAGUGGCCACUUCAUUGAAAACAACAAAUCCAGCAUGGUAUAUUGGUACCCUGGCUCUCAUGUGGUGCAAGAGGGACGCUUGAAGGCCCUCUUUGACAAUGAGCAAAGACUCGAGCUGCUUGAGUUUGUCACGACGAACCACACUGAGUAUAUCGAAAGGGGUAUGGCCGUCCAGGCAGCCAAACCAUUCCAUAACUGGGUGAAGGAGUGGCACAAGCUAAAUUUCCCAGACCCGAAAGGGUCGCCGGAGAUGCAAAAGAAGGGCAAGACUAAACAGAUGAAGUCGCCCAAUACUGCGCCACCGGAUUACGACCUUCCUGAAUCGUCCAUCAAGGCUUCCAUGGGUGUUACCGGACAGGUGUUUCAGUUCCUGGAGAUUGUCGAGGUCAUGAGCACAAUGGCGCCACUUGUCAACUAUUGGCAAGUAAACCAGCAAAACAACUCCGGGAUUUCAGCGUAUGGCGCGCUAAACCAGUACGUGACGAGCGUCAUUGACGGUUCUGGGCCGCAACCCGUGAUGAAUGGCCAGCAAGCAGGCAAUGCCCCAGCUAACCCGCGGACACCGAGCUUCGGGCAGUUCCCAAUGGGCACCUCUCCGGCGGCUGCACACCUCCAGCUACCAGGCUCACCACAUAUCGGCAGCCCGGCCCAAGCCCACAUGCAGGCUCCUGGGAUGGCUCUGCAACAAAGCCAUCAGGGCACAAGUUCUAGUGGGCCCAGCGCAAACACGAGCCCGGCAAGCAACAAGCGCCGACGUCCGUCUGGCGUUAAGGCUGAGGACGACAGCAGUGCACCCACGCCUGCGAGUAUGAGUGGAGCGCAGGUUAAUGGUGUCGCCAACAUGGGCAAGACGAAACCGCCAACGCCAAGGAUGCAGAAGCGCCAAAAGGGUAACCCUGCUUAGUAGGCACCUCGCUCAUAUUAUGCGGUUUAUGAGGGCCAGCCA